GAAGCAAGAGACGGUAAGGCUGCGUCUCGUCUUUCGAUACGAUUGGACUAUUCUGCGUCCAUCUGCAGUCAUGAUAUCAAAGAUUCAAGAGCAGGCACGUCGCCCAUAGACGCAAGACCAAUCCAGCCAACUACAUCCAAUACAUCAAAAGCAGUAGAAGCAGCCGGUGGUCAGCAACAACGAAGCAUCAUGGCAACGAUUGCUGAUGAUGAUGAUCGUUUGCUUGUGCGCAUUGGGUACACUCCAGUGCUGCAGCGACACUUUUCAAGAUGGUCUACUGUCUCUUAUGCGAUUUCGAUUCUUGGCGUGUUGGGUUCAGUACCAGCUACUUUUGGAGUUCCAGUGGCGUCAGGAGGGCCAGCAACAGCAGUAUGGGCUUGGUUCAUCGGCAGUAUAAUGGCAUACUGUAUAGCAAGUUCAGUCGCCGAGUUGGUCUCUGCAUACCCAACAGCGGGAGGAAUGUACUAUGUCACUAAACAUGUUGUUCCUCCUGAACAUGUUGCAGUGUGGGCGUGGAUCAUCGGUUGGUGCAAUUUUCUCGGUCAAGCAGCAGGAGUUGCAAGUUUGGCGUAUACGAUCAGUCAAAUGAUACUAGCAACGGUCGUCAUGCAAACCUAUGACGAAGGCGGGUCUAAUUUCCAACCGACUUCGUAUCAAACCGUUCUCCUCGCCAUCUUCGUUCUAUGCAUGUUCGGGGCAAUCUGCUCGUUCCCCACAAACUGGCUACACCGCAUCAUCCUCUGGUUCGCCCCCAUCAACAUCAUCGCAUCAAUCUGCAUCUGCAUUGCCCUGCUUGUUCUCACACCAAACAAGCAAAGUGCGACAUGGGUCUUCACCACAGUCACGGACAGCUCCGGUUGGGGCAGCCAAGGCUUCUCAUUUCUCCUCGGUUUUCUCUCCGUAGCAUGGACCAUGACAGAUUAUGAUGGUACCACACAUAUGUCUGAAGAAACGCACGAUGCCGCGAUCCGUGGGCCCGUCGCGAUCCGAGCAGCGAUCCUCGUCUCAGGCGUUGUGGGCUGGAUGCUAACCGUGACGUUUUGUUUCUGCAUGUCAGACUACGAGGGCAUCAUGAGCUCGCCGACCGGUCUGCCCGUGGCACAGAUUUUCUUGAACGCCGGUGGCAAAACAGGGGGCACAAUCAUGUGGUUCUUCGUCAUGCUCGUGCAGUUCUUCACCGGUUGCACCGCCAUGCUAGCAAACGCAAGGAUGGCCUGGGCGUUUUCUCGUGACGCCGCAUUUCCGUUUUCGGGAUUCUGGAGCAAGGUUAACGGGUUCACGCAUACGCCUGUCAAUGCCGUCUGGCUCGUCGUGGCGUUCUGCAGCUGUCUCGAUCUGAUUGGCAUUGGCAGCACGCUGACCAUAACGGCCAUCUUCAACAUCACCGCGCCCGCACUGGACAUCAGUUAUAUCGCCGUCAUCAUUGCCCAUCGGUGGUACGAGGGCCGAGUCGUUUUCCACCCCGGUCCUUACACAAUGGGCAGAUGGAGCAAACCGGUCAACCUGAUCGCAGUGACAUGGGUCAUCUUCAUCAGUGUGGUGCUCUUCUUCCCGACAAUCAAGCCCGUCACGGCGACCAACAUGAACUAUGCAAUCUGCGUCGCGGGAUUCAUUGGCCUCUUCAGCAUGGCCUGGUGGUACGCGGGCGCCAGGAAGACGUACAUAGGUCCACGCACAACAGACACUAUCGAUUUGCUUCCUCCCGAGGACCCAGAGGAUAUCCUCAGCGAUUACGACUUGCCCUAGCGUCGCUGCAGGUUCUCGCAUUGAAUUACUUCUACGCCAAAGAAAACUACAUGUGCAUUUCGGUCGCUCCGAGGAUCAUUACGAACUUGGACUCAGCGUGGAGUUAACCCGGUCGGCGGCGUUUGUUCUCGGGCGCAUCAAGGAGUUUUGGCGCAUUCUACACUUUUCCAAGGCGUUCCCCAGUCGUUCCCGUCGCGUUUAUUUUUUCUCGUUCGAAAAGUUAUAGAGGUGGGAGCAUCGUCAUAGAUCACGCAUGUUUGUUUGCAGAGAAACGAUACCCAUAGAUCUGAACGCACUUAUUCUCGAAUUGAAUUUAUUACUGGUUUCGUGGACACAAACGGCUUGAAAACCUGAGUGACGU
Molecule: messenger RNA, 2107 nt
Organism: Dothidotthia symphoricarpi CBS 119687
Lineage: Eukaryota; Fungi; Ascomycota; Dothideomycetes; Pleosporales; Dothidotthiaceae
Product: amino acid transporter
Exons: 9
Coding region: 190-1746 (518 amino acids)
Biological process (GO): transmembrane transport; amino acid transport
Cellular component (GO): membrane
Molecular function (GO): transmembrane transporter activity
Source: RefSeq, a predicted model, not a curated record